Colius striatus (speckled mousebird) is the source of this 3887-nucleotide messenger RNA. It is a transcript of the gene ETAA1, whose product is annotated as ETAA1 activator of ATR kinase. Bases 49 to 2859 code for a protein of 936 amino acids. NCBI's taxonomy places the organism in Eukaryota, Metazoa, Chordata, Aves, Coliiformes, Coliidae. The transcript is spliced from 6 exons. The record is from RefSeq and is a predicted model, not a curated record.
CGGCGCCGGCGGCGGCGGAGGGGAUGCGGCGCCGCCGCAGCGCUCGCCAUGCCCGGUAGCCGGCGGAAGGGGCUCAGCCACAGGCCCGCCGCCCUGAAGAGGCGGAGCGGCGGCGGCGGCGACGAGCAGCUCACCCGGCAGCGGCCGGUGGAGCCUCCUGUGGAGGAGGCGGCGGCCGGCGGCGCGGAAGGCGGCGCGGGCCGAGGCCUGCCCGCGGGGGAGGCGCCGUGCGCGCCCCGGCCGUCGCCGUCGCGGGAGGCGGCGGUGCGCGGCGCUGCAGAGUCAUGCUUACAUAAAACACCAAAGAGAUCACUGAGUAGGAAGUCCCGAAUACCUACUUUCAGCUCUCCUGUCAAUGAUACCGACAUACAGCAAGAAAUCUUUUGGGAUCCUCAUUCACCAAUUGCACAUAGACUAGGCAAUGGAAAACCCAAACAGUCUACCAGUAGAUGUGCAGUAGAGAUCUCAGAAAUUGUUAAUCGUAUUGCUCCUCAGGAUGAAAAAGCAGCCUGUAAUGAAGGCUCCCUUUUAGGGACAUGGAUUGGUGAGGAUGCUAUUCCCUGUACACCUGGAGUAGUAAAAGUGCGAGCCAGGACAAAGUUAAGCUGUACAAGAGAUCUCAAAAAUCCUGAAGAGGAACUCAUGAAAUUGGCUAAGGAAUUUGAUAAAAAUCUAGUAGAGCUCGAUGCUGUUCAGGAAGAAGAGAAGCUACGUCAGGACUUCAUCCAGACCACCUCAGAGUCUUUAAGUAAUUCUAAAGAUGAAGUGAAGAUUAAGAACCUGAAAUCACUCCUUGGUGAAGUUUCUGAAACAGAUACUGUUCUGUCCCUGAGACCAGUUGGACAGAGCACUGGCAUCCCUGCUGCAGAGCCCUAUCAAUCCAGCAGUCAAAAGCCUAUAGACCUUGAGGCUGAAAUAGCCCUUCGUGCUCUUUUUGACUGCUCUACCCAAAAGUGUAGUGGACAGCUGAGCCAAGGACUCUCAGAUAUUUCUUUGAAUAAUAGUUUCCAUGAAAAGAAAAGCACCUUGGAGGAGGUACACCUUCCCAAGCAAAUUAAAGACGUGCAACAGGGUCAUUCAGAGGCAUACCAAAGAGAUACUCCAUGUGCGCUAGGAAGUGUGAACCAGCCUCUUGCAAAACCUGACACGCCAAAAAAGUGUCCUCCUUCUUUGAAGACACAAUUGGUGGUCUCCAGUAAGCUGGCUGGAGUAGUUCAUGAUGACUUUGAUGACUGGGAUACAGAUCUUUUGGCAGAUGACUCUUUUGUGAUGCAAAUAACUCAAAAUCCUGAACUGAUAAGUACUGAAGAAGCACCACCAAUUCCUAGAAAUCCGUCCGUGCAAGGUCUCAGUGAUGCUAGCAGAACAGUGGAAAGCAGUAGCUGCAGUUCAGUAACUUGUUUGGAGAAUGUACACAAAUCUAACAGUUCUCAGUUUUCAACUUUGAAACAUUCUACUAAAAACACAAGAAAUGCUGUGAAAUCUCUUUCUUUACAAAAGCCAUGUAAGAUGGAAAACUCAAAGACAGAGGCCACUGCCUUUCAUGCCAAAUGUGGUGUUAAGCCAGAGAAAACAAAUACUAUUGGGAAAAGUGCCCAAAGCAGUGAUUUGAACUGUAUUCCUGUUUCAACACAGCCUCAAGUGAAGAGUGGAAAUGGAACUCCUCAGCCUAAAAGUGACCCUCUUCCUCUUUUUCCUUCAAGAUCUAAUCCUCAUAGGCAAUGGACUGAAAAACCUGGGAAUUACACGCACAGUGUUUUCUGUCCAUCGUCCAGUGUUCCUACCAAUACGAAAGCCAAUGAACUAACUAAAGUGGUUAAUCAAGCUAAUGUCAGUCACUUAAAUCCAGUUGAAAUGGCAAAGAAAUAUCCUCUGUCAUUUGAUGACUGGAAGGAACCAAAAUUCUCUGAUGAGGUAUUAGAUAUGUUUUGUGAAUCUGAUAGUCUUUGGGAUGCAAACUGUGAAGAUGAUGAGUUGUUGUAUCAGGUAUGUGAUGAUAUAGAAAAGCAGAGUCAGAGCCAGGAUGUUAAACAAGGAAAUGAAAGAGCUAAAACUGUACAAGGAGCCAGCAUUAAUUCCAGAUCAAACGCUGGUAACAGCUUCCCAGCAUCUAAACAAGGACUACCUGAUCACCUCUUGGCACAAAGAACAAAUGCAAAACAGGACUUUUCCCCACUAAACGAUUCCUGUAGGAAUUCAUCAAAGGUUAUACAUGGGCUGGCCACAUCAGGUCAUGUGGUCAACUGUAAAAACAUCUCGAGUCCUCAAACUGUGAUCUCGGGUACUUCUAUGGAGUGUAAAUACACACUGUCUAAAAACUCUCAUCAGGCUGCUUCUGAAGGUACUACAAAGACUGCUGCAGGGAAAUGGUACAGGUCAAAUUCUGUUCCAUCAGGAGAAACUAGUUCUGAAGUAAGUCCUGUUAAUGCAGUAAACAUUUUUAGUAGCAAAACAGUAGACAGCCCAAAUCUUUUGUAUAAUACAGGAAAGAUGCCAAGUAACAGUUCUGGGAACAAAACAUCACUUGGGCCUUCGAAGUUUAAGUUCCGAAAGACUAACAAUGCUCAGGGUGCUCUUCACAUAGGGUCUGAAAAUCCAGGGAGUCAUUCUGGCAUUGGAAUUACUCUGCAGGUUUUGGAAGGAAGCAAGAAUCAGGUGAAUGUGACUUUGCACAGCAAGCUUGACAAUAAGAAAUCACCUUUCAAGAGGCACCUUUCAGAGUCUUUUGCGCUGCCUACAUCAGUGUCUGUGGUGGAACAAAAAAAUAGAAAGUGUUCUCAGGAAGAGAUUGAAAGGAAAAAACAAGAAGCUCUUGCACGAAGAAAGUCCAGGAUGCAGGCAUUUUUGAAAGAUGCUUGAAUUUGGAGUUUAUUUUGCCUGUGGAGUAAGUUUUUGUGAGGGAAACAUUGUAAUGCUGGAAGACACAUUUUUAAUGCUGUUGACAGCUACUGAUGGCAAGCUUUUUCUGUUUCUCAGUUUAAAAGAAUCUUGACCUGAACCAUAAUGAAUACUCUGAUGGUAUUGAGUUAAAAAACUACCAGUUGUAAAUGUGUAGUCCCAGGCUACCUUCAGCACAGUGAAGGUUAUAUUGAGUUUACAUAAUGUUAUACGUUGAAAUUGUGUAGUCUGAUGAUGAUCAGAGCAUGAAAGCAGUUGUAUACCCAGGUAAGCGGAUGACAAAACCACACUGUGUGGUUUUGGGCUGUAUUUGUCUUCUUCCAAGUAUUUUAAUCUAAAAGAAGACCCUCAAGUAGACACUAAGAAAUGCUAAUGCUUGCUUUCAGGUAGAAGACAGAUUUUAUAUUUUGGUUUAAAGUAAAUACAAUCUAGAGAACACUUUGGAAAGCAUGCUCGGACUGUCUCUGUUACCUUAGGUAAGAAUUGUUCAUUGUGAAGGAAGAAUUUAAUAUAAAAGUUUCAUAAGGUGAAAAAGCAUCUGGAAAGGACAUUUUUUAAAAUCAUUUUUUUUACUUUUAAUUCCCUUCAUGAGGAGUUGGAAAUGCCCUGUCUAACAAAAUGCCUUUCUCUAAACACGCAUUACCCAGCGAAGUAAAAAAGGUAGCCUACCUCAUUUUACUAAACCACAAGCGAUAUAAAAUACACCAGGUGAAAUUUCAACAACUAUGAAUCAGUUUAGCCUUAUGGGGUUUACAUAUUUUUCAAACUAAAGGCUGUUAAAACAUAAAAAUGCAAUGUCAUGUCAGCUUAACAGGGGCUGAUAGAAUUUUUGAUGUGAUAGAUGGGUGCAGAGUUCAAGCUGCAAAAACUGCCUGUGGGUAAGCUGCAAGAUAUUUUUCAACUGAGAAAUGCUUAUAUGUAAACAUGUGACACUCUGAAAAGUGACUGUAAUUUUUCCUUGUAAAUAAAUAACUCUGAAAUGUACCAAA